AUGAAAAUUUCGGAUCAACCAAUUCAUUCGUUAACAUCGGCAAAUGAAUCUCCUCCACAAUGUAUUAUACAAGAGGAUGAUCCAACAACAACAAGGAGGAUGAUGAUGAAUGAUGAUGAUAUCACAUUGAAUCAAGAAGAUGAUGAACAAGCCUUUCAACAACAACAUGACAACGAUCCGCGUUCAUCAUCAUCAUCCUCUUUUAAAAUUCAUACUUUGGGAGAUUUCAAACAAGCUCUCUUACAACAUAUCAGACAGGAAUGUCCAGCCGUUGUUUCUCCUCCUCAUCAUCAUCAGUUUCGUUCCGAUCUUAAGGAUGAGGGUGAAGAGGAAGACGAGGAUGAAAAGGCUUCUUCUUCUUGUCGUUGUCCGACACCUUAUUUGUUUUUUUCGGAAGAAAAAAUAAGAGGAAUUUAUUUGUUUGGAUCUCAAACGUAUCAAUGUAAGAAGAAAGUUGAGAAAAGAAAUCAGGAUGAGAAGGAGGAGCAUGAGGAGGAGAGAGUACUCAGAGUAUUAAGUAAUGAUCGGAAGAGUGAAUUGAGAUAUUUGGCUUCCUCGGAUUUUGAUGUUUUAUUGGUUUGUGAUGAUUUGUAUUCGACGGAUAGUUCUUUGGGAUCGUAUUCGAGUGAAAAACAAUUUAAAUGGGAAACUGGUUUAAGUUUGGAUUUUGUGGAGGGCAAUGAAACAAAUUUUUUGGAAUUUGAUAUUUCAUUCUAUAAUACUUGCUAUUUUAUUUCAUACAUGAAUUAUCAUCAACCUGUGUUCAUUCAGAGUGUUACAAACAAAUAUUGGGAAGAUGUGUUUGUGGUAUUUGAAGAUGAUAAGAUGAAAUAUUUCAGAAGCACGUGGUGUGACUGGAACAUGUCCAUCCCACGACUCAAAGUUGCAUUUUCAACAGAGCUCGAUUAUUGCAUGGAAAAAGCACAUCGAUUUUGGAACAUGACAAUAGGAGAGACCGAUGAACUGAAAUACAAUGAUAAUUAUAAUAGAUAUACAUUGAAUAGAACAACGGAAGAGUUGAAGAAAACUUCGAAAAAAAACAUUGCUCAUGGUUUACGAAAACUGAGGUUUGCCUAUCAGUAUUUGGAAAAUGGAAAAAUCAUUCACUUACAAGAAUGGAAUGCAUUAGCACAAGAGGUAUUCGACAAAACUAAAUACUACUAUGAGUGGAUGCAAUUCGAAGACACUUACAAACCUAUUUAUGAAGAAAAAAAGCUGCAAUUUCAAACCGUGUGUGAAAAUAUAAUAGGAGUUGCGGAGCGUUUACUCACUAACUAUGAUGACAAUGUUUCACUAGCAUUCUUGUCAUUCCUCAACAGUUACUGCUCAAAAGAUAAUCAAGAGGGAAGAAAGCGCGUACAUGAAUUCAUGAACUCCACACAAGCAUUGACACAAGAAGACCAAGAAACUGUUCAACACUCGGUGCUCUAUCUUUUCAAAGACGUGCAUUCCUUGACAAAAUUAUUCAAUAUUGAUGUGUCACAUUUUGAUCCAUCAUGUGAAACAACAACUCCACAGCAAGUCGCUCAAUGCACAACUUUUCAACUCUCUUUGAAUCUCAACAUGUUUUAUUUAAAUUAUGAUCGUAAAAUAAGUAAUGAAGUGUUGCAAUGUGAUGGUGCAAUCAUUGAGCUAAUGUCUUCUCCACAACAAUUCCGAUUAGUAUGCGCUCCGAGAUGGUUUAUUCCAGAUAUUCGAGACCAACCUGAAAUUGCGAUCAGUUGUCAAUCCUUGUCAUGCUUUAAACUACCCUAUGGUGACAAAGUGAGUUUAUUCUUCCAUAAAAACGCUUGGACAAUUGCCUGUUCAGAAAUUGAACGAGCAAAUUGGAAACGAUGGGUAUUGUUGGAUAAUGUUCCGUCCAAUUCUGUGAAUUCAUGGAGAGAUGAUUUUUGGAACAUUUGGAAGAAUUUGAAAAUGGAAUUGCCUCCAGAAAAUAUGCAAGACAAAACAUUUCAUUUUGUGUGGAAUAAGCAUCAAGGCAUUUCUUUGGUGUCCGUUCGUGUGAAUCAGACAUGUCAAAUAAUAUCACAUUCAGAAAUGGUCUCGCUAUGUGAAAAGUUGAAUUGGAAUGUUUUGGAACCAAUGAAAGAAUUGGAAUUCUCAACUCUUUCAUCCGGCAAGUUGUUUUGGAAGCAAGCACUUGAAAAAAGUGCCUCAUUAGAUCCAACCAUCUAUGAAGGACUCAUUUUCCAUCACUCUGGAAGUGCCAAUCAUGCAACAAAUGUGCCCAUUCUUGAAGUGAAAACUCCAAUUCAUUAUCUCAUGCCCAAAUUGAACAUUGUCAACCAUUUCUAUUCUGGUACAGAAAUUUUGAAUUCGAGUGUGAUUGAGAAUCCUGAUGACUCUUUGGUUCGAUCGGAUGUGAAUGACAUGGCACUCUUUCAAGCAGCAGUGAUGCACUCUCAAGAAUUGAACCCGAAAAUUCAACAGGUCAUUCAACAGAGAAAUCCAUUAUUUUUGAAUGUUUACAACCAAUGGGUGGAACAUCUCGCUCAAUAUGGCAUGGAACGACCAAUGAUGACUGACCACAUGGAUACCAAGCAAUAUUUGAAAGAAAAGAUCAUUGCAGAUAUUUUGAAAAUUGAGCCAUUGGAUCAUGAAAUGGUAUUAGACAUUAUUUAUGAAAUGUAA
Messenger RNA from Naegleria fowleri, 2634 nucleotides. RefSeq lists its product as uncharacterized. The record is from RefSeq and is a predicted model, not a curated record. Bases 1 to 2634 code for a protein of 877 amino acids. The transcript has a single exon. Lineage: Eukaryota; Heterolobosea; Eutetramitea; Acrasida; Naegleriidae.